Frankliniella occidentalis (western flower thrips) is the source of this 3192-nucleotide messenger RNA. Its product is annotated as male-specific lethal 1 homolog. The transcript is spliced from 8 exons. Gene Ontology annotation, cellular component: MSL complex. The coding region runs from base 151 to 1668 and encodes 505 amino acids. NCBI's taxonomy places the organism in Eukaryota, Metazoa, Arthropoda, Insecta, Thysanoptera, Thripidae. The record is from RefSeq and is a predicted model, not a curated record.
AUAAAAUUAAUGUUUUUCAAUGGAGGCUUGUUUGCACAUAAUGAUAGAAUUUGUGUAUAAUUUGGCGUGAUUCUAUCAAUUUACUGUUUAAAGUUUAAUUUUUUUGGCAGUGCUAGUAGGACCUAACCUCUUUGACUUGUCCUGCGUAAAAUGUCACAAGCUGCCAUCGCGGUGAGGGAGGAGAAUCGCGAAGGCAUAAGGAGUCGUUCCUCAGGAGCCAACUCCAACAUGGUCACGAACAUUAAAGAUCACAUCACUUGUACAAGAUCUAUGGAAAACUACACGUCGCAAGACUCGAAAGUUGGAAUCGUGUCGUUCCCUUGUGAUUUUGAUCAUAUGUACGCCAGCAUGAGUGAAGGAAUGGUUUCUUCCAAAGAGAAAAACGAAUAUAAACACUUGAAAGAAAUUUGUUUACAACACCUGGACCUAAUCCAACAACAGUCUGAACUGAUUGCCAAGCAAGAAAAACAAAUUCAGACGUUGCGUCAAGAGAAAGAGAAGUUAAAGCAACGUAUUCAACGAUUAGACCGUCGGUCUGGCCAUUCCAAGACAAAUUGUGACUCUGAAAACACUGAAACUAAAGUUGGAAGGGGGGAUCUAUCAUCUUCCCGACGAAAUGCCAGUCCUAUCACUUCAGAAACUGGAAAGUCUCCCCGACACAGAAACAACAGAUCCUUUAGCCCCAAGGAGAGAUCUCGAAGUCCUCUGCAAUGGAGGAGAUCUGCUCAACGAAGACAGAGUGAAGACGGUGGAGCUUCUGUGAGUAGUGAAUGUGAAAUGCGUGAUGAUUCUUCUACCACUACUGUCAGUCAGCGAUCUGCCCAAAGAGGCAAACGAUCUGGUGGACCAGGAAGAAAACGUCAAAGAGGCAAAAGGAGUAUUUCCUCUGGUUCAAGAGAAGUCAAUGCUGAUGAAGAACCCAAUGAAGAAGUUCCUUUGUCUGAUACCCGGGAGUCUAAAAGAGUCAAGAAAGAUGAAACAGAACUCAGCUCAGGGGCUGUCAACCAAACCAAUGCUGUACUUACUACAAGUGAAGCAUACUACACAGCAACAGGCAGCUCUGAACCUGGUUGGUCUCUAAGUGAAAUGUGCAUAGAAACAGAGCCUGAGCCGGAACUUACUGGAGAUGUCCUUGAGACACCUCAGUGGCGAGUUAAAGUGUAUACCAGCUUGUACUCAAUGGAAGGCACUGAAAAUUUAGAUGAUGAAGUAUUUCUGAAACGUCAUCACAGAUUAGAAGUUGAUGAAAGGAGAAGGAAGAGAUGGGAUGUUCAAAGAAUACGUGAACAAAGACACAUAGAGAAAUUAAAGCAGCGGGAAUUGCAGUCAAAUGCUCUUGGAGGAUCAAAAGGCGAUGGUCAAUCUGAAGAACCAGUCAGUACUCUUUGGCCGAUCCCUGAUGAUGCGCAAUACCUAGAAGUGGCUGAUGAGCUGCCUGUCGCUGCCUUUGGUCUGCCUGUUUCUAAGUUUACUCCAAGUGAAUUCUCUCUGCCGUGGUUGCAGUCUGGUUCAAGUGAUGAUCACAAACCAACAGGGAAAAAACCCUUGAGAAAUCGAAGAACAGCUUCAGGUAGCGCAUCAGGGAGAAAAAGAAUAGUAAGGAGAGGUGGACACAGGGGAUCUCAUUAUCUCUCAAGAAGGAGAGGUGAUGGUGCAGAAAGGAAGUAAAACAAAAAUAGUUCUGUAAGAAGUCAUUAAUUUCGCUGGUUAAUGUCUAUGUUCUUCAUCACAUAUGACAUUAAAAAUGCUAAAAAUUUCUUUCAAGUGUUCCCCUUUAUAUCAGAGUGUAAUUAAGAUUUUAAUUUUUGCCAAACAAUCAUGAUAUCUAAAGAUAUCUUAUAAAAUCAUUUUCAUCAAGAUCAACAUUAAGUGACAACACUCAUUAGCCCUUUAAUUUCGUAUCUUAUUUCUCUAUAAUUUUUAAUUACGUGGACCGUGAAUGUACCUUUGUAUGUUGAACAGGUUUUUAAACUUCUUCUAGUACCAUUGUUUUAGUAAAUUUUGUUCUUUUAUUGUUUUUCAAAAGUGUAGGAAAUAUUUUGUUUGUCUCAAUUCACAUGGUAGCUUGUUUAUUAUUUUGGGACAACUGAGUACAGUCAAGAUUUUAUGGUUUGGAAUACUUUAAAAUAUAUUGUUGUUUCUUUUUUUCUUUCCCCCUUUUUUUUGUUUGCUUGUAAGAAAAAUGUUAAACUUUUGUGGUCAUGCAAUAUCAAUUUUCAUAUGUGUACAUAUAUAGAUAUAUUUUACUACUGAAAGUUGAAUUUUGAUAUGCACAUUUUGUAUAUCAGUAUAUUUUUCAAAGAUAAGUAGAUACAUGUGCCUAGUCACCGUUUGGUACUCUCCACUUCCAGUCAUGUGGCUGUACUAAGAUAAUUGCUCAAACUUCCUCAGUGGUAUCAUAAUCGAACUGGAGAUUAAGUCAUAAGAAGUCAGUUCUUUAAAUAUUUUGACUACUGAUAAGAAUGAGUAUGUAUUAGCAUUCACAACCUAUUUCAGGGGGAUUGUUGUGGUGCAUAUCUUCUUGGUCUUCCAUGUGAUGGAUAAUGUGAUCAUCAUUUGAAGUGUUUUUUGUAAAUGUUUUCCUUAUCUCCCUGUUAAACGUUUGUUAGAUAGAUGUAGGUAUGUUUUAAGAGAAAUUUCUUAAUGGCCGUGUGAAAGUGCAGUUAGGUUUUCUGUUGUAACUGCAUACAGGUCUUUUGUUUUUUUCUUUGUAAUCAAUUUGGUGUUUCUGUAGUAGCCUGUAUUAUCAGUAAAUGACCGUAUUUGAUCAUAUUUCUGUAGUGAUACAAUGACAUUUUAAUCAGCUCAUGCUUGAUCUUUGAGUAAAGAUGGUGGUUCCUUCUCACCACUCAUUUCAAUUUGGCUUACAAAUUUCUUGGUUUCUGCUUUUUCAAAUUAGGUGACGCAUCUGACUACUACCAAAGUUUUAGUGUACCUACGUGUUAGAUAUUUGCAUGGCUAUAUUUUUUCUGAAUCUCAAUUUUACUACCCAUUGAGGGUGGAGUGAAAAAAUUAAUCUGCAUUUGAGUCGGUAUUUACCUCAUACUGAAGACAAAGGCUGUGCAAGCUAAUAAUCUGUAUUAAUGUGACUUAAGAACUUGUUAUGAUUCUGUAUUGCAGGUUAUUUUAAAAAGCCAAGUUUUAUCUCAGAGCAUUUAAGAAAACUGGUUUAAAUAAAUGUAUUAUUUGUCA